GGUAACAAAAACAGCGUCUUAUAUUAUAAGCCAGCCACAUCUGUACAUCUAACCUUCCUUCUCGGCCGACCAUAAAAGAGAGUCUCUUUCUUCUCUAAAGAAAAAAGAAAAAAUAAAGACCCUUUAGGUUCUCUCUGGAUUUUUAUUUUCACUUCUCUUCUUCUUGAUUGUUCUUCUGUGCUUCGUUUUUAUCUUUGAAUUUUAGACUUUUUUUUUGGGGUAUCACAUGGCGAGGCUGCUGGUUCAUUCAACUAAUGUUCCUACGAUAGUUUCUGGUAUAAAGCAUGGCCAAUCUCAAGAAUUUGAAACAUCAACAAGGAUGACCACCAAAAUGAUGUGCAGUUCACGGUCACCAACAUUGAUAUUGAGAGGAUUCUCAGGCCUGCGAAGUUCAAACUGUUUAGACACAUUGCUAAAUUCCAGACAUGAUUUCCAUUCCAGGGUUGCAAUCACAAUGUCCUGCAGGCAACAGAAGGCUAAGCGGUUUUUACCUAGGGCUAUGUUUGAGCGCUUCACAGAAAAAGCAAUUAAAGUGAUUAUGCUUGCCCAGGAGGAAGCAAGACGGCUUGGUCACAACUUUGUUGGCACAGAGCAAAUCUUGCUGGGUCUUAUUGGUGAAGGAACUGGUAUUGCUGCAAAGGUGCUUAAAUCUAUGGGAAUCAAUCUUAAGGAUGCACGUGUAGAAGUGGAGAAGAUUAUAGGGAGGGGCAGCGGAUUUGUUGCAGUGGAAAUUCCAUUUACUCCUCGUGCAAAGCGUGUGUUGGAACUCUCACUGGAGGAAGCCCGCCAGCUUGGUCACAACUAUAUUGGAUCUGAGCACUUGCUUCUUGGGCUGCUUCGUGAAGGUGAAGGAGUAGCAGCCCGUGUUCUUGAGAAUUUAGGUGCUGACCCAAGCAACAUACGCACACAGGUCAUUCGCAUGGUUGGUGAAAGCACAGAAAAUAUUCCUGCUACUGUUGGACCAGGAGGUGGUAGCAAUAAGAUGCCUACACUUGAAGAGUAUGGAACUAAUUUGACCAAGCUAGCAGAGGAGGGUAAGUUGGAUCCUGUUGUUGGAAGACAGCCACAAAUAGAGCGAGUAAUCCAAAUCUUGGGUCGGCGAACUAAAAAUAAUCCCUGUCUUAUUGGAGAACCAGGGGUUGGGAAAACAGCAAUUGCAGAAGGUCUUGCUCAACGUAUAGCAAGUGGUGAUGUCCCUGAAACGAUUGAGAGAAAGAAGGUUAUUACCCUUGAUAUGGGUCUUCUCGUUGCUGGAACCAAGUACCGAGGAGAGUUUGAGGAAAGAUUGAAGAAGCUAAUGGAAGAAAUCAAACAAAGUGACGAAAUAAUUCUUUUUAUUGAUGAGGUGCAUACAUUAAUUGGAGCUGGAGCAGCAGAAGGUGCAAUUGAUGCUGCCAAUAUCCUGAAACCAGCUCUUGCGAGAGGUGAAUUGCAGUGUAUUGGAGCUACAACAUUGGAUGAAUACAGAAAGCACAUUGAAAAGGACCCUGCUUUAGAAAGACGAUUCCAGCCAGUCAAAGUGCCUGAGCCAUCUGUUGAUGAAACAAUUCAGAUUCUGAAAGGGCUGCGAGAGCGAUAUGAGAUCCACCACAAGCUCCGUUACACAGAUGAAGCUCUAAUAGCUGCUGCACAGUUGUCAUAUCAGUACAUCAGUGACCGUUUUCUUCCUGAUAAGGCAAUUGACUUGAUUGAUGAAGCUGGUUCUCGGGUUCGCCUUCGUCAUGCACAGGUCCCUGAGGAAGCUCGGGAGCUUGAGAAAGAGGUCAGGCAAAUAACAAAGGAGAAGGAUGAAGCUGUCCGCAGCCAAGAUUUUGAAAAGGCUGGUGAAUUACGGGAUCGUGAAAUGGAUCUAAGAGCACAAAUUGCAGCUAUUGUGGAGAAAGGCAAGGAGAUGAGCAAGGCUGAGACUGAGGCAGGGGAUGUGGGUCCUGUUGUCACUGAAUCAGACAUUCAGCACAUCGUCUCUUCUUGGACUGGCAUUCCUGUUGAGAAAGUAUCAACUGAUGAAUCUGAUCGCCUCUUGAAGAUGGAAGAGACCUUGCAUAAGAGAGUCAUUGGUCAGGAUGAAGCUGUCAAAGCCAUUAGCCGUGCUAUUCGCCGAGCUCGUGUUGGACUCAAGAACCCCAAUCGUCCAAUUGCUAGCUUCAUAUUUUCGGGCCCAACUGGUGUAGGGAAGUCAGAACUGGCAAAAGCACUAGCUGCCUACUACUUUGGCUCUGAAGAAGCCAUGAUACGCCUUGAUAUGAGUGAGUUCAUGGAAAGACACACAGUCUCCAAGCUCAUUGGUUCACCUCCUGGUUAUGUUGGUUACACUGAGGGUGGGCAGUUGACAGAGGCUGUUCGUCGCCGGCCUUACACUGUAGUACUCUUUGAUGAGAUUGAGAAGGCCCAUCCUGAUGUCUUCAACAUGAUGCUUCAGAUUCUUGAAGAUGGAAGGUUGACUGACAGCAAGGGAAGAACUGUGGACUUCAAGAAUACACUUCUGAUAAUGACUUCAAAUGUUGGAAGCAGUGUUAUUGAGAAGGGAGGACGGAGAAUAGGAUUUGACCUUGAUUAUGAUGAGAAGGAUAGCAGUUACAAUCGGAUCAAGAGUCUGGUGACAGAGGAAUUGAAGCAAUAUUUCAGGCCAGAAUUCUUAAAUAGGUUGGAUGAGAUGAUUGUCUUCCGGCAGCUCACUAAGCUUGAGGUCAAGGAGAUAGCUGAUAUAAUGUUGAAGGAGGUGUUUGACAGGCUGAAGGGCAAAGAUAUAGAACUUCAAGUGACAGAGAGAUUUAGAGAGAGGGUCGUUGAAGAAGGGUAUAACCCAAGCUAUGGGGCAAGGCCAUUGAGAAGAGCCAUAAUGAGACUACUGGAGGACAGCAUGGCUGAGAAAAUGCUUGCAGGAGAGAUCAAAGACGGUGACUCGGUUAUUGUGGAUGUUGAUUCUGAUGGGAAUGUUAUUGUGCUCAAUGGUAGCAGUGGGUCUCCGGAGUCGUUGCAAGAUGCAUUGUCCAUCGUGUAAGCCAAGGACUCACUAUUCGGCAACCUUGGCCCACUUAUUGACUGCAUGGUUUUUUAACGUAAAAUUGGAAAUGUAGUUGUAGCCUGUUUAGUUGAAAUGACUACUCAGGAAGUGAAACUGGGGCCAUUAUUUUAUUGCUGGCUGGAUUUGAAGACUGCUCAUAUCACCAUGAAUAGUUAGGUGCCAGAUAGUGAAAUUCUGGUAUUUGAGUUAGCUUUUCAUAAUAUAUUCAUGGAUAGAGUUAUGAUUUAGUUUUUUUUUUUCCCCUUUUCUUUUUUGGUUGCUUUCAUGUAAUUGGAAAUUGUGUUUUAGUCUUGCUUCUAUCAAGAAGUAUUCCACCUUUUUUU
This is a messenger RNA of Hevea brasiliensis (rubber tree), 3348 nucleotides long. RefSeq names its product chaperone protein ClpC, chloroplastic. The transcript is spliced from 10 exons. Gene Ontology annotation, biological process: cellular response to heat. Gene Ontology annotation, cellular component: cytoplasm. Gene Ontology annotation, molecular function: ATP binding; ATP hydrolysis activity; protein binding. The coding region runs from base 227 to 3001 and encodes 924 amino acids. Lineage: Eukaryota; Viridiplantae; Streptophyta; Magnoliopsida; Malpighiales; Euphorbiaceae. The record is from RefSeq and is a predicted model, not a curated record.